Cadophora gregata is the source of this 588-nucleotide messenger RNA. RefSeq lists its product as uncharacterized. The coding region runs from base 1 to 588 and encodes 195 amino acids. The record is from RefSeq and is a predicted model, not a curated record. The transcript is spliced from 2 exons. NCBI's taxonomy places the organism in Eukaryota, Fungi, Ascomycota, Leotiomycetes, Helotiales, Ploettnerulaceae.
AUGAAGACUUCAACUCUCCUUACUACGGUCUUCGGACUUGCAUUGGCAAGUGCUCAGAACUUGUCUGGACAGCCGGCUUGUGCUACCCCCUGCCUCGCCUCCGCCAUCGCCGCCGCCGGCUGCCCCCUCACCGACCAAGGCUGCCAAUGCGGCACCGGCAAACCCGCCAUCCAAGCCGUCGUCGCAACCUGCCUCGUCGCAAACUGCAACGCCUCCGACCUCGCAGCCGCGGCCUCCAUCGGCAACGACCUCUGCGUAGCCUACUCUGCUACCGCUCCACCAGGUACUACGACCGAUGGUUCUGCCUUGACGACCCAGACGAGUGCGGGGGGCCCGGAGGUGAGUGGCUCGACGAGUGCGCCGCAGACGACGGGCACGAGUACCAGUGGUGGGGUUAGUGCGGCGACGACGAGCCCGGCGACGACGAGUCCGCCGAGGUCGAGCUCUGCUUCUCGAUCUGGAUCGAGAUCUGGAACUGGAGCCGCGCAAGGAACGUCUAGUACCUCUAGCGCGGGGGCUGCUCAGGGAGUUGUUGCUGGUGCGGGAGGUGUGGUGGGUUUGUUGUUGGGCUUGGUUGCUGCUUUGUAA